AUGUCGGCGCUUCUAGAUGCUCUACGCUGGCCGAACUUCAUAGCGGAGGACGAGUCAGCGCAGAUGGGAACAGAAGGAAAAGCGGGGAUUCCACGCUUUAAUGGUGAGCCAACACGAUUGGCUGAGUAUGUGUUCAGGGUGAAGGCCAAGCAGCUCAAGGAGAAAGCCCUGUCCGAAGAUGAGCAGAAGAAGCUUGGUCCUCUCGCCUUGAGGCUUGUUGAGGGCCUCAGUGGCACAGCCUUGCGUGUGGCUCAAACAAUAGACUUCAAUGAACUUAGCAAGCCAGAAGCUGGAGUGGAAAAGCUUCUGGGAGCCUUUGAGAAGGAAUUGAAGCCUCGCCGUGCACAGCAAGCUCGAGAGCUUUAUGCGGCUGGCUCGGCACCUCAUGGCAUUUUGUCCAGGCAGAAUGGAGAGACGAUGGCCUCCUACAUCCUCAGGCGACGCACUUGGUAUCGAUGCCUGGUGGACACGUCUGAGGACAUGAAGCUGCCUGACAUUGUGCUGGCGGAACAACUGCUGUCUUCAGCCAACAUUUCGGCUGACCAUCAACUACUUGUCAGAACGGCUCUGCAAGGGGACAUCACCUUCAACCGUGUUGCCGAUGAACUGGUGGCUCAACACUCCAGGCUGCACGAGCGCGAGAAGACGCGCAACUUUGUCUCCAAGAAGCCCUACUAUGGCUACCAGCAGAACCGCAAGGGAUCUGGCAAGUGGCAUGGUGCUUACUAUGCUGACGAGACUGCGGAGUACGACCAGGCCUACUCUGAAGACUUCUCUGAAGAGACCUACGAGCCUGAAGAGCCCUAUGUGUCUGACGAGAUCGACCCCAUUGAGGAGCACAUCGGAUUCAUGGUGGAUGAUGGAGUGGAUUUCGAUGAUCCUGAAAGUGCUGAAGCCGCUGCUGAAGUGCUUCAAGCUGAGCAAGAAGCCUACUUCGUGAAGAAGGGUGCUGCGCAGAAGGGCAAGGGAUUUCGUGUUCCACCUUCUGGCUCCAAGCACUUCUCGGUUUCUGGAAGUCUUAGCUUGGAAGAGCGCAAGGCCAAGAUCGCCUCCUUGAAGUCACGAACUACAUGCAGAAAAUGUGGAGCUGUCGGACACUGGAGUGGUGACAGCCAAUGCCCUGGCUCCAAAGGAGGUGGUCGCAAAGGGAAGUAUCGACCUGGCUCAACAAGCACUUCGUCACAGGCGAGCACUACGGCAUCAAAGGGAUCACCAGCAAAGCCGCGCACUGUGUACUUUGCUGUGCAUGAGCCCUCCUAUGCAGGUGGAUCACAUGGCUACAUGGCGCUACGUGGUGAAGGUUUUCAUGCUGUGCCUCCACCUUCGUCUUUGACUGGACAACAUGAACAAGCUCCACAUGGCUCUCCUCAUGAACAUGCUCUACAUGGUCCUCCUCCUCAUGAACAUGCUCUACAUGGACCUCCUCAUGAACAUGUUCCUCAUGAUGCUUUGGUACCAGCACAUGACGCACUGGUGCCAGCUGAGAAUCGACCACAAUGGGUUGACCUACCUCAUGGAGAAGUUGGACGUGGAGAAAUGCGUGGCCGAGUACAUGAGAUGCCAUCUAUGUUUCCACAGAGGCCACUGACCAAUGACGAGAAGGAAGAGAUGAUGUUGCAGCAAGCUCUUGGACGUUUGUCUCAGCCAAGUCUCCCUAUCGAUGUUGAUGGACCUGGAAUGAUCGAAGAUCUACGUGGAGCUCUACCUGCAGGAGUUCCACCACUACCUGUACGAGCCCAACAAGCUGAGCAUGCAAUGCGUCCUGAGCAGGCGCCUUCCUCCUCUACGCCUCGACAAGUUCCUGCUGCAGGUUCUGAUGGACGAGAUGCAGAAGGCCCGUUCAGUCCUCAGCCAGCAAACUAUCAACAAACAGUUUGCCAGCAUGAACGCGUGACAGCAAGGGGAACUAACAAGUUUUACAGAAUCUUGCGAUGUUUGGACUGCCAGCUCCUGCUGGAGCGAGAGCGCAUUCCUCAAGUCAGCCUACCCAAGGGGCAGCCUGCCUCUAGGGGUCCUACAACAGCUGUGGAAGAACGCCAAGCACCUGGAUGUUACCAUCACCGUGUGUCAUGGUGUGGAACAAAUGGGCACACAUGGCAAAAGACAUGCCUUGAUUGUGGCUUCAAGCAAUCUGGACCUGUGAGCCCAGAUGCACAAGCGAGCCCUGUGGACUCCUUUCAGACGCCACAGUCAAGGACUUCAAACCUGGCUGAUUUUCUUGGAGGUGAACUCACUGCUGAAGAAGCCGCUGGUGCAGUGCGAUCCUUCGAGAACGCUGUUGAGAUGAAGCUGAUGCAACUUGGACCUGGAGACACCAUCAACUCCAGGACAUUGAUCGAAGCCUUGGCCCUUUCUUUGAGGUUAGCUGAGGUUUGGCAUGGUGAACCGCCCUCACAAGGUUCAGACGCAUCGCAACCACCAUCUUCAGUGCGAACUCCAAUCUAUGCACCUGCACGGGCUGAUCCUGUCACUCACCAAGGCAAUCGCCGUGUGCUGCGGGAACGUGCGGUUUUGCAUGUUGGCGCUGGGAAGUACAAGAACAACCCAUGCUACCAAGCCUAUGAGGACUGCAACUACCGCAAGUGGGUGCUGGAGACGAUUGACGACAAGUCGUCAAGAGAGAUGCGAUCCUUGAAGAACCUCUUCCUGGAGAUCAGCGAGCACGAAGGCAUCCAUGGCAAGAUCUUCACGGUUGGUGAGCGCUCCAUGUACCACGCAACAACUCCCUCUUCUACGACCUCUACAAGGACUGGCUACAUGGCAACCUCUGAGCACAUUUCUGAUGGCUCCGAGGGCGACCUCAUUGCCGUGCUGGACACUGGGUGCAGCACGACUUGUCAUGGUGCACAUUGGCUUAAGCGCUACCUUAAGGCCACCAACCAAGAUGAACCUCAACUUCUACCUGAUGGCGCUGGUGGUUUUCGUGGCAUUGGUGGCAUCACCGCCACUGCUGGCUCACGAGUUCUGGAUCUAUGCCUGGAGCUCACUGACGGCACCUUGGCCAAGGGCACUCUCCACAGCGUCGAACUUGAAGGUUCUGACGCCCCUCUUUUGCUCUCACUUGAGGCUCAGCGUCGGCUUGGACUUGUGCUGGACCUCAACCGUGCCAUGGCUCACAGCGAGGCACUUGGUGGAGAUUUGCAACUGGUAUCCCACAAUGGACUUUAUGGACUUCGCCUCCUCCCUGGUGGGUUUGCUGGACUUGGACUUUGCAACCCAUCAGCAGACCGUCCUCUGGAUUUUCAGGACGAGGCGGCAGAUGAUCACCCCACAGGUGCAGAUCCCACGAUGGCGGAUGAUCACACCUUGUGUGCAGACCCUGCCGAUGUGGAUGAUCACGCUUGUGGCGCAGACCCUGCUGCUGAGGAAAAUGUUUUGGGAUACCUGGCCUAUGACGAACUCAAGGUGCAUGCCAUGUCCAAAGGGCAAGCCAGCAAGACCAAGGCCAAUGUGGAUGCGGUGACAAAGAAGGACAAGCUGAUGUGGAAUCAAGUUUGCCCCAAGUACCUGCGAAGGCGUCCUUGCCUUCCACAUGGCUGCAAGACCUUCCUCAUGGAGAUUUUUGCAGGAUGUGCGAUGCUGACCAGCGUCGCGCACUAUUCCUAUGGGUACCCAACCAGCGAGCCCAUCGACGUGAUCUAUGACCCAAUCUUUGACCUCACAACUCCUGCUGGACGUGCUGCGGCUGAUGAGCGCAUUGCACGAGAUGAUCCAUAUCUUCUGACCUUUGCGCCAGUUUGUGGCCCCUGGUCCCCAUGGCAGAACAUGAACAUGACCAGGUCAGAAGAUACCCGACUCAAGAUCAUGGAAGACCGCAAGAAAUGGAUCCCUGUCAUCAAGUGGAUGUGUGGUCAUGCACGAUCACGACUUCAAAGAGGGCGACAAGUUUUCAUUGAGAAUCCAGCUCCUUCAGCGAUUUGGGACACCAAUGACAUGGACAAGCUCUUGAAUCAGGAAGAGCACUACGACCAGAUCACUGGAGAAGCCCUUGAGAAGAUCAAUGUGGAUCUUUGUGCCUUCAACCUCCGCGACAAGACCUCUGGCCUCUUGCACAAGAAGCGCACUGGCCUGGUGACCGCUUCUUCAACCUUCAAGAGUUUUGCAAAAGAGGCUGGCCAAUGCAGCAAAGACCAUCUUCACGAGCCUUUGGAAGGUGGGAAGAGAUGCAAGCAUGCACAAGCAUGGACUGAGGAGUUUUGCACUCACAUCAUUGAGUGUCACUUGAACGAUCUCGACAAUCACCUGACGAGAUCUGCUUUUCCUGCUGAGGCUGUGGAGGAAGACAUUCUUGUGAAUGACGACGCUCCAACGCCCUUCCCCACUCUUGACCUCAUCGAGACUCCUGAAGAUAUGGCCAUUGGACUUCUGCCACGAGAAGAAUCGCCUGAACAGCUUGAGAUUGCAAACCCUCAAGCAGAAGCUCUUGAAAGCCAACAACUACAAGAAAGCCGAUCUGUUUGGCGACAGCUGCCUAUGUCCACCCGUGUGGCUGUGAGAAGGUUGCACACUAUGACUGGGCAUUCUUCAGUGUCUUCUAUGCAACGGAUUCUACGAACGUCUGGUGGAGACCCAAAGGUCAUCAAGGCCUUGAAGCACUUUCGUUGCCCAGCAUGUGAAGAACGCAAAAAGCCUGCUCCGCGACCAGCUACACGUCCACCGAGCGACUACCGCUUCAAUGUGGAGAUUGCGGUGGACUGCUUUGAGAUCAGAGACGUGGAUGGCAACCGCUUCACCAUCCUUUCAAUAGUUGACAUGGGGACUCUUUACCAUGUUGCUGAGAUUGUCUCUGACAAGGGUGGCGCUCCUUCAUCAAGAGCCUGUGCCGAUGCUUUUCGGCGAGUCUGGCUGAACUGGGCUGGUCCUCCAAAGUCAAUUAUAGUCGACCGUGGAUUGCACAACCGUGGCCGCUUUGCCGAGCUGUUGACCUACCACGGUGUGCAGAUGCGUUUCAUUGGCGUUGAAGCUCAUCACCAACUUGGGCGAGGUGAGCGACAAGGAGGCAUCCUCAAACAUCUUUUACAACAUGUUGUGGAAGCAAGACAACUGACUGGACUUCGAGCUUUUGAGCUUUUGCUUCCUGAGGCUGUCUUCAUCAAGAACAACCGCAUUCACCAUGGUGGCUUCACACCGAGCCAAUGGACUUUGGGCAAACUUCCACUUGAAGUUGACUCUCUGACCUCAGAGGACUCACAACGUCUCCUGGGCACACACCAAGAAGUGCUCGAUGGCGAGACUGCCUUUGCCAGACAGAUGCAACUGCGACAAGCUGCAAAAGAAGCCUUUUCCUUUGUUGAUGCCUCUCAGAGAUUGCGAGCCUCUAUGUUGCGGAAGACCACACCAACACGUGGACCCUUCCUGGCUGGUGAUUUGGUUUGUUUUUACCGCAAGGGCAGAUCAAGUCAUGGACGAUGGUAUGGUCCUGCAAGAGUUCUUGGACAAGAAGGACGCUCAACACUUUGGAUCAUCCAUGGCGGUGUUCCAAUGACUGUUGGGAUUGAAUCUCUCAGGCAUGCCACAGGCAACGAAGUUUUGGCCAAGCAUGCACUGGAGCUGCGCCCAUCGCGCAAACGUCGGCGUGAAGUCCUAGACCCUGACGGAGAUGAGAUGGACUACCCCUUUGCCGAUGACUUGAUUGGCGCUCCUGGAAUCGACAAUGCUGAAGAUGUCGAACAGAUUCCCUUCUUUGACUUGGGAGCCCAUGCACCUGAAGAAUCAGCAGCACCACCUGCUGAACCUGAGACUCCUGUCCUACCACAAGAGCCCGCACAGUCUGCUCUCAUGGAUGGACGUGACCUACAUGUGGAUGUUCCAAUCCCUGAAGAAUUGGACAAUGACCAUGAUGCCAUGGACGACAUCCCUGUGCCACCUGGCUUGAUGCUUGGAUCAGACCAAGCGACUGAGAUCUUCAGUUCCACUGACGAGCCAGAGUUGGAAGUUGUCCCACCGACACGUGUGGACACACCGCUGGGAAACCCAGCAUCUACACCUUUGAAUCAAGCCCUGCAUCGCUCCCUUGAUGCAGUGGAUGGCAUUCCUCUACGAGCACCACGACGUGAACGAUCACGAUCACCACCACCUCGUGAUCCCAGAUAUGAACCUGCUGCUCCAUCUGAUGGACCAGAAGCACGAGCCUUUGUUGGUUUUCUAGCACGCAGAACAACCAAGAAGUCUGCGACAGCUCGUGCCAAGGAGCUCAACUACAACAAAUCAGAUGAUGCACGACAAGCCAAGAUGUUAGAAGCCAGAAGCCGUGAAUGGGCAAACUGGAACAACUUCAAGGCCGUGACAGUUUUGUCACCCACUGAGGCUGCCAAGUACCUCUUGACCCAUCCUGAUGCUGAAGUCAUCCCUACACGUUGGGUCGACACCCUGAAGUCCCAACCUUGGGAACCUGACCGCCACAAGGCAAGACUUGUGGUGAGAGGAGAUUUGGAAGCUGAAGGAAAUGCAAGGACUGACAGUCCGACAUGCAGUCAACCCAUGUUCUCCCUGGUGCUGAGCGUUUCUGCUUCGAAGCGAUGGCGUUUGCGGGGAGGCGACAUCACAGCUGCCUUCCUCCAGGGCGAGAACAUCACGAGGACCUUGGUCCUAUCACCUCCAAAAGAUGGAAUUGAAGGCGUUGAAGAGGGCAGUUUGAUGAUUGCCCACAAACCAGUUUAUGGCACCCGAGAUGCUCCAAGAGGUUUUUGGAAGAAGCUUCACAAGACUGCUUGCGAAGAAGGGCUGAAUGCUGUUCCUCAUGAAGAAGCAGCCUACGUGCUUCGCAACUCCUCCGGAGGUAUUUCCGGAAUCAUGGUUGCUCAUGUGGAUGAUUUGCUAUGGUGUGGAGACGACUCCAUGCAACAGGUGAUGAAGAACAUGCAAGACAAGCUGCGUUUUGGGAGCUUGGAUGAUGGUGAUGAUUUCACCUGGUGCGGCCGUCAGAUUGCACAGCGUGCUGACGGGAUCGCAGUCACUUGUCCCAACACAGCAGCGAAGCUCCGACCUAUUCCUUUGACUAUGUCUCGGAAGAAACACCGAGAUGCUCCAGCGACUGAUGCAGAGAUCAACCAACUGAGAAGCAUUCUGGGAAGCUUGAAUUGGGUAGCACGAGUUUGCAGGCCUGACAUCGCCUAUCAACUCUCUGCCCUUCAGACAGUUCAGAAGAAGGCGAUGGUGCAGGACCUCAUAGACUGCAACAGCCUGAUGCGACAUGUUCAGGCCACGCCUGAAAUUGGACUGUUCUACAAGUACGACGCUUUUGACUUUGACCACGCGGUGAUUUUGAGCAUCUCCGAUGCCUCUCAUGCAGCUGAUGCGGAAGAAUCGAAGUCUGGUAAGACCCUUGGACAUCGAUCACAGUCUGGCCGCCUGAUUUGCUUGGCUGGACCUGACUUUGUGAAGAAUGGAUCUGGCGUGGUGCACCCCAUCGAGUACCACUCCAAUGUGAUCCGGCGUGUUUGCCGAAGCACCUUGCAGUCUGAGACGCUCUCUAUGGUUCAGUGCUACGAAGAAGCUGAACACCUGAGGAGCGUGCUGCACGGUCUACGACAUGACCACCAAGGGCACGACUGGAAGAUUCCAGCCAUGGACUCCAUCAACCUCUACCAGUUCACUGACUGUAGAAGCUUGGAAGCCCAUUUGCACCAAGCUGGAACAGGAACCACAGGUGACAAGAGGUUGGCCAUUGACCUUAGCUACCUGCGCCAAGUUCUAUGGCGCCAACCUGGUGAAGAGAAUGGCGACCCACUCUAUGGAGACCAUGUACCAAAAGAUGCCUCCACCCGCGCCAUAUGGGUGGAAACCAAAACAAUGGUUGCCGACUGCCUUACCAAGAAGAUGAGAUGCGACCAGAUGGAAGCUCUGCAACAAAAAGGCACCUUAGCCUUUGACAUGAACAAGGAAAACAGCAAGAAGGCAAUGGCACGGCAGAGAAACAAAGUGGGCCAUCCUCUCUCCGUGCUGUCGGAGGACGAGGAGAUGCUGCGCGACUCAGCUGAGCGCUUCGCCAAGGAGAUCCUGGCGCCACAUGUCCAGGCCAUGGACCAAAAGGGCGUCAUGUCCAAAGAGAUUGUGGAUGCCAUGUUUGAGCAAGGCCUUAUGGGAAUUGAGGUUCCAGCUGAGAUGGGCGGGGUCGAAUUGAAUUUCACUGCUGCCUGCUUGGCUAUUGAAGAAGUGGCCAAAGUGGAUCCAGCUGUCUCAGCCCUCAUGGACAUUCACAACACCCUUUUGGUCACGGCCUUCAAACGAUAUGGCAGUCAGGAGCUUCAGCAACAGUAUCUGCCGCGCUUGGCAGCAGAUACCGUCGGAUCCUUCUGCCUUUCUGAACCCAACAGCGGCUCCGAUGCCUUCGCCUUGAAGACCAAAGCAGUGCGUGAUGGCAGCGACUGGGUGCUCGAUGGCGGCAAAUGCUGGAUCUCCAACAGCAUGGAGGCGGGUGUCUUCGUAGUCUUCGCCAAUGCGGAUCCCAGCAAGGGACAUCGAGGCAUCACAGCGUUCGUGGUGGACGUGGACAACAAAGGUCUGCAGAUCGGCAAGAAGGAAGACAAGUUGGGCAUCCGUGCGUCCUCCACCUGUGAGCUGGUCCUUGAAGGCUGUCGUGUGCCAAAGGAGGCUGUGCUCGGUGAGGUGGGCCAGGGCUACAAGAUUGCUAUCGAGCUGCUGAACGAAGGUCGCAUUGGGAUUGGUGCCCAGAUGGUUGGUUUGGCACAAGGUGCCUUUGACUAUGCCAUGCGCUACAUGGUCACAAGGAAACAAUUUGGCCAAAGCAUCGCGGACUUCCAGGGCAUGCAGUUUCAGUAUGCGCGUGCCCGGAUGGAGAUUGAAGCUGCAAGAUUGCUGGUGUUCAAUGCUGCACGGCUGAAGGAGAGCGGCAAGCCUUUCGUCUUGGAGGCUGCCAUGGCCAAGCUGAAGGCCUCCGAAGUGGCGCAAGAUGUGUCGUCUCAAUGUAUUGAUUGGCUGGGUGGUGUUGGUUUCACCAAAGAGUUCUUGGCUGAGAAGUACUACAGAGAUGCCAAGAUUGGAACCAUCUACGAAGGCACCAGCAACAUUCAACUUCAGACCAUUGGCAGAGGCGUUCGGGCCUUGUACUCUGAGUGA
Cladocopium goreaui is the source of this 9078-nucleotide messenger RNA. NCBI's taxonomy places the organism in Eukaryota, Dinophyceae, Suessiales, Symbiodiniaceae. The record is from the annotation of a GenBank genome assembly.